Helobdella robusta is the source of this 1116-nucleotide messenger RNA. RefSeq lists its product as hypothetical. The record is from RefSeq and is a predicted model, not a curated record. The coding region runs from base 1 to 1116 and encodes 371 amino acids. The transcript is spliced from 6 exons. Gene Ontology annotation, molecular function: monocarboxylic acid transmembrane transporter activity. NCBI's taxonomy places the organism in Eukaryota, Metazoa, Annelida, Clitellata, Rhynchobdellida, Glossiphoniidae. Gene Ontology annotation, biological process: transmembrane transport; monocarboxylic acid transport.
AUGGAUAUCAAAGGCACUAAAGGUAACAAAGAAUUAAGAAUCAAGGUUCGAGGAAUGGAAAGCCGAUGGGCUUGGGUGAUCUGUGCAGCUGCUUUCAUCACGACAACCAUAACCGUCUUCUCAUUUUCGGUUUUCAUAGACAAGUUGGUUGUGCAUUACGACAGUGAUCACAAAACUAACGGUUUUCUCGGCUCAACACUUCCGUGUAUGUCAUGCGGUUUAGGCUUAGGAGCGGGUGUAACGCUCCAGCAGGUGAUCAACAUCAUCCCACAGUGGUUUAACCAUCAGAAAUCGCUAGCCUUCGGCUUAUCGACGUGUGGGGCUGGGCUCGGAACUUUAUUUUUCGUGAGUCUGUCUCAGUAUUUGAUGGAUCGGUAUUGGUGGAGAGGUGCAUUACUGAUUCUCUGCGGAAUUUCUCUCAACUGUUUGCCUUACGUCCUGCUGUUCAGAAGAAAUUAUCAGGAUUUGUUAAAUCUAGAAGUUGACGACUCAUUUGGCAGUCAAGAAGAAAUAAUUUCUUCUGUGGUACAUCAUUCCACAAACGAUUUAAACGAUAAAAAUUUGAAAAACAAGAAUUCAGCUUACAAUGAAAUGAGUUACGGACAGCCAGCAGUGGAAAUGAUAACAUCAGAAUCUGAAACGAAGAAACUAAGCUCUAAUGGAAACGUUACGCCUAAAUAUGUCUUCAUAAUCUAUCCAGUCAUUUUCAUUCUAUACUUGGUCCUGUAUGUGCCUCAUAUUUUUCUCUUCGAUAGAUACACUAAAAUUGCAUUCGAGCAAGUCGCCAUGUUUGCUGGCGUGUAUUCGGUGGUCAGUCGUUAUUUCAAAAAUACGGUGACCAUGAUUUUAUACUCUCUCGAAACCGGACUGACCACUGGAAUCUUGGAGUGCAUCUUACCGUUGAUAUGUUUGGAACUGUUCCCACUGAAAUUUUCAAUCACGGCUUUGGGAUGGUUGAUGCUCUUUAAAGGGCUUGGUAUUUUAAUCGGAUCGCCUAUUGCAGGGUUACUAUUUGACUGUUACAAAAACUACGAUGCUACCUUCUACACGAGCGGUUUGUGCCUUAUAGCAAGCUCUCUUCUAUCUCUUCCGAUCAUUCUUUAUGGCAAAAAAUAA